AUGUCGAUCGCCGAGCAACUCGUCUCGAUGGGAUUCAGCGGCGAGCAGGCGGCGAUCGCGGCCGCAAACGACAGAAAUCUGCAGCAGGCGCUGGACUUUAUUAUCGAAAAAGACAGUGCGGCGUCGCAGAUUUUGGAGGCCGAAGCGCCGGAGCCGGAGCCGGUGGUGGUGGCCAGCAGCUUCAAGUGCAACGAGUACGUUUUGGGGUGGACAGUAUUUUUUUAAGGCGUUUUUUUGUUGCAGGUGCGGAAAACAGUUGGCCAAUGACGAUGCGGUGAUGUGGCACGCGAGCAAGACGAAACACGCGAACUAUUCGCAGAGCACCGAAACGGUGCUGAGCCGCGAGCAGAAAGAGGCACAGAUUGCCGAAAUCAUCGAAAAGAUCAAGGAGAACAACGAGAAGAGAGCGGAAGUGGAAGAAGCGGAAAUGACGGAGAAGGAGACGAAGCGACGGGCGGACGAACUUCGGUAGGCGCCUUUCUUCAGGCACCCAACUGAUAUUGUCGCUUGCAGAGCCGCCGCCGAGCAACGUCGUCAGCAAAAGAAGCGAGACGAGGCGGAGCGGCAGCGAAUUCUCGAGCAGAUCCGGCAAGACCGGGAAGAACGGAAAGCCGGAUCCUCUGGGAUCAGGCCGCCGCAGAAGAAGCUGGCGGUGGUGGUGCCGACUAAUAGGGACUACACGCAGGCGAUCAUUCGGGUACGCGGCAUCGACGGACACAUGGUGAAGAGGACGUUCGGAGCGGAGGAACAGGUAAAUUGCAACAAGAGCGGAACUUUCUCACCAAAAUUCUCCAAAUUUUGAGCUCUCGUGCGUCCACACGUGGAUCCAGACCGCCCAUCCCCAACCGCUGCCGUACGCAUUGAUGACGCCGUUUCCGAGAAAAGUGUUCGAAGAAUCGGAAAUGGAAAAAACGUUGAAGGAUUUGGGUACGUCGAUUUUCAGCGUAUUUACAGCACUAAACACUGUUUUUUCCAGAUCUCGUCCCCUCCGCGAACAUUGUGCUUGUCAGACGGGCUUCCGAAGCAACGCCAGCUGUCUAG
This is a messenger RNA of Caenorhabditis sp. 36 PRJEB53466, 1041 nucleotides long. The record is from the annotation of a GenBank genome assembly. NCBI's taxonomy places the organism in Eukaryota, Metazoa, Nematoda, Chromadorea, Rhabditida, Rhabditidae.